AUGCAAGAAUCUGUUUCCGCCGCAAAGUAUCACCUGGACUCGCUGCAGACUGCGCACCUAGCCGAGCUGGGCGCUCUGCGAGCAGCCCGUGCGUCGGCCACGGCAGAGGAGUUCGAGACCGAGCAAGAGAGGAUGGCGGAGUGGGCCUCGAGGAUCCGGGCCACCACCCAGGAGGCCGCGGCCUUGCAGGCACAGCAGCAAAUGGCUCAGGCGCACCUCAAGGCCUUGCAGGCCAUGAUCAGCAGCACAGCGGGGCAGGUGCGCUCCAGGGAAGCUGUGCUGUAUGGCGUCUUGCGGCAGGCUGAGGAGUACGAAGCGGCCGCACUCAACGCACAGCAGCCUGAGGAGGCUGCCGCCGCGGCCCCGCGGCCAGCCUUCCAGGAAGACACGGAGGAGGCGAUGCUCAAGCAGAGGCUGUGGCAGCUGACAGCGUCCUGCGACAAGUUGGUCGAUGAGGCAUGCUUCAAGUUAAUCUCGUUGGCCAUGUACGAGUGCAGGUUCUUGCUCGUCUAG
Molecule: messenger RNA, 513 nt
Organism: Symbiodinium natans
Lineage: Eukaryota; Dinophyceae; Suessiales; Symbiodiniaceae
Source: the annotation of a GenBank genome assembly